GGGGCCGGCAGCAGCAGCGGAGCCGCCCCGGGCGGAGCGGGCGCGGCCGCGGGCGCGGGGGGCCCAUGGGGCCGGUGCGGCCGUGAGCGCUCGGCUCGGUCCGGUCCGGUCCGGUUCGGCUCGGCUCGGCUCGGCUCGGCUCGGCCAUGGACGGACACGCGGCUCCGGGCGCGGGCGGCGAGGAGCCGCUGGGCUCCGGCAGGAUGAACGCGAAGCGCGGCGGGCGCGCCGCGGAAGAGGAGAGCCGGAACAAGCCCAAGCUGAAUAUUCAAAUAAAAACUUUGGCAGAUGAUGUGCGUGACAGAAUCACAAGCUUCAGGAAGUCAGCAGUGAAAAAGGAGAAGCCUCUCAUUCAGCAUCCUAUUGACUCUCAGCCUUCCAUCAGUGAGAUCCCACAUGCCCAGGCACUUGUUGAUGAGCGCUGCAUGAACUUAUCAGAAAAAGAAGUUAUGGAUCUCUUUGAAAAAAUGAUGGAGGACAUGAACCUGAACGAGGAACGAAAAGCUCCUUUGCGAGACAAGGACCUGAGCACCAAACGGGAGAUGGUUGUGCAGUACAUCUCUGCCACUGCCAAAUCUAUAGUCGGAAGUAAAGUUCCGGGGGGACUGAAAAACAGCAAGCAUGAAUGUACCCUGUCCUCACAAGAAUAUAUCCAUGAACUGAGAUCUGGAAUUUCAGAUGAAAAACUUCUUAAUUGCCUGGAGUCUUUGAGGGUGUCUCUAACCAGCAACCCAGUCAGCUGGGUUAACAAUUUUGGACAUGAAGGUCUUGGACUUCUGUUGGAUGCAUUGGAAAAGCUUCUGGACAAGAAACAGCAAGAAAGUAUUGAUAAGAAGAAUCAACAUAAACUUAUCCAGUGCCUCAAAGCAUUUAUGAACAAUAAAUAUGGUUUGCAAAGGAUUCUAGGAGAUGAAAGGAGUCUCUUGCUGCUGUCAAGAGCAAUUGAUCCAAAGCAACCCCACAUGAUGACUGAGACAGUGAAAAUACUUUCUGCCAUCUGCAUUGUUGGAGAGGAAAACAUCCUGGACAAGCUUUUAGGUGCUAUAACAACUGCUGCAGAGAGGCACAGCAGGGAGGAGCGCUUCUCCCAGAUUGUGGAAGGCCUGGAGAACCACGAGUUCAUCCAGCUGCAGGUAGCUUGUAUGCAGCUCAUCAAUGCCCUUGUUACAUCCCCUGAGGACCUGGAUUUCAGGAUACACUUGAGAAAUGAGUUUUUGCGUUGUGGCCUGAAGAAAAUAUUGCCUGCCUUGAAAGAUAAGGAGAAUGAGGAGCUGGAUAUUCAGCUGAGGGUGUUUGAUGAGAACAAAGAUGAAGACCACUUUGAACUGUCACAUCGUCUCAACGAUAUCAAAGCUGAAAUGGAUGAUGUGAGCGAAGUGUUUCAUCUCCUGUACAAUAUGGUGAAAGAUACUUCUUCUGAAAAUUACUUCUUGUCAAUUCUCCAGCAUUUCCUUCUGAUCAGGAAUGAUUACUAUGUCAGACCUCAGUAUUACAAGAUCAUAGAAGAAUGUGUGUCUCAGAUAGUGCUGCACUGCAGUGGCAUGGACCCAGAUUUUAAAUACAGAGGAAGGAUGGACAUUAACUUUACACAUCUUGUUGAUGCAUGUGUGGACAAAGCUAAAGUAGAAGAGAGUGAAAAGAAAGCAGCAGAAUUUUCCAGGAAGUUUGAUGAGGAGUUCACAGCUCGACAAGAGGCACAAGCAGAGCUGCAGAAACGAGAAGAGAAAAUCAAAGAACUUGAAACAGAAGUCAAACAGCUCCGGACCCAGGGUCCAAGCCUGACAGAAGUCCCAGCAGUACCUCCAGCCCUCCCAAGUGAGAACGUCCCACCAUCUCCAGCACCUUCAUUGCCUGGUGGAGACAUUCCUCCUCCUCCUCCCCUCCCUGGUGUAACAAUUCCUCCUCCUCCUCCUCUGCCUGGUGGACCAGCCAUUCCUCCACCACCUCCCCUGCCUGGUGCAGCAGUUAUUCCUCCACCACCUCCCUUGCCUGGUGUAGGAGGGAUUCCUCCCCCCCCUCCACUCCCUGGUUCAUCAGUUCCUCCCCCAGCGCCUCCUCUGCCUGGUGCAACCAUCCCACCUCCCCCUCCUCUGCCCAAUGUGCCCCCACCCCCUCCUCUGCCUGGGCAAGGGGGGCCUCCCCCUCCUCCUCCUCUGCCUGGGCAAGUGGGGCCUCCCCCUCCUCCCCCUCUGCCUGGGGGGGCCAUCCCUCCUCCGCCGCCUCUGGGGGGGCCCCCGCUGCCUCCCCCUCUGGGGGGGGCUCCCUUUGCUCCCUUCCCAGUGAUCCCAGCACUGCCUCAUGGCAUGAAGGAGAAGAAGAAGUAUAAGCUGGAGGUCUCAAUGAAGAGAAUCAACUGGUCAAAGAUUGAGCCUCAAGAAAUAGGAGAAAACAGCUUUUGGGUAAAAGCUGAAGAAGAUAAAUUCGAAGACCCAGAGCUGUUUGCAAAAUUGGCACUUACCUUUGGAACCCAAAUGAAAGCCAAAAAGCCUGUAGAAGAAUCAGAAGAAAAGAAAGCAGCUCAGUCAAAGAAGAAGAUCAAAGAAUUAAGAGUUUUGGAUGGAAAAUCUGCACAAAAUUUAUCAAUAUUUUUGGGUUCCUUCCGUUUGCCUUAUGAAGAAAUAAAAAAUAUCAUUUUAGAGGUGGAUGAGGAGAAGCUGAGUGAAUCCUUGAUUCAGAACCUGGUGAAGAAUCUUCCUGAGCAGAAAGAACUCAAUGCCUUAGCUGAAUUAAAGGAUGAAUAUAAUGAUCUUGCUGAACCAGAGCAAUUUGGAGUUGUGAUGAGCUCGGUGAAGAUGCUGCGGGCGCGGCUCAACGGGAUCCUGUUCCGCCUGAUGUUCGAGGAGCACGUCAACAACAUCAGGCCUGACAUCAUGGCAGUGACCUUGGCCUGUGAGGAGCUCAAGAAGAGCGAGAGCUUCAGCAAGCUGCUGGAGCUGGUGCUGUUCCUGGGCAACUACAUGAACUCGGGCUCCAGGAACGCUCAGUCCCUUGGCUUCAACAUCAGCUUUCUGUGCAAGAUUCGAGAUACGAAAUCAUCAGAUCAGAAAACCACCCUGUUGCAUUUUCUGGCAGAAAUCUGUGAGGAGAAUUACAGAGACAUCUUGAAAUUCCCAGAUGAGUUGCAGCAUGUUGAGAGUGCAAGCAAAGUUUCAGCCCAGACUCUGAAGAGCAACCUUGACUCCAUGAACCAGCAGAUCCAGCGGCUGGAGAGGGACAUUGAGAAUUUCCCCAAAACCCAGGAUGAGCACGACAAGUUUGUAGAGAAGAUGAGCAGCUUUGCUGAGAGUGCCCGAGAGCAAUAUGAAAAACUGUCCAACAUGCACAGCAACAUGACCAAGCUGUAUGAAAACUUGGGAGAGUACUUCACCUUUGAUCCCAAAGCAAUAAGCAUAGAAGAAUUCUUUGGUGAUCUGAGCAACUUCAGAACUCUGUUUUUGGAGGCAUUAAAAGAAAACAACAAAAGAAGAGAAUUGGAGGAGAAAACCAAGAGAGCCAAGCUGGCCAAGGAGAAGGCAGAGAGGGAGAGGCUGGAGAGACAGAAGAAGAAGCAGCAGUUGAUUGACAUGAACAAAGAGGGUGACGAGACAGGAGUGAUGGACAGUCUGCUGGAGGCCCUGCAGUCGGGAGCAGCGUUCAGGGACCGCAGGAAACGAACGCCGCGGCCGCAAGAUAACAAACGAGUAACUUUGGAAAGGUCUCGUUCUCGACACAACGGAGCAAUUGCAGCUGUAUGAUUCUUCUGAUGCCAAAGAAUUAAUGAAUUGUUUUAUUUCCAAUGAAAUGGAUGUGCUUUGGGAAGAGUUUAUCAUCCAAAUUGGCAAUGAUCAUAAAGGAAUACUGGUAUUGAGUACAUGAGAUGGUGUACAAAUAUGUAAUUUUAAAGCUGUUGCUAAAAACAUCCACAUACUGUAUCUUAUUUCCCCAACUACCAAGAUCUGUAAACAGUGUUAAACAGUAGGGUAUAUCUCUUAUUUUCUUAUGUUUUCUUUUUUUUCCCGCCCCUUUUGUUUAAGCUGGCAACUCACAUGAAAGGAGUUGGGGAUUUCUAGGUUAUGUUUUAUAUGGGUAAGAAAAUACAGUUUUGUUGAAAGAGUACAGCUGUGGAUUCCAUUUGCAGUUCUGAUUUGAACAUGAAAGGAAAAAUAAUAAAAUUGUAUGUUAAUAAAUUCAGAGAUGAGCUGGUCUACAUUAUCAGAAUCUUUUUUGUAACCAUAAAAAAGCAACACAUAGCCCCAGUCAGGUUGCUGAAAACCUUAUCUCAGUGUAAAGCCUGGUGGAUUCAGCUGUUUCAGCUGCCAGUAGGAUACACCACAUAUCUACACUUUUGGUGAUAUGAUGAUGAGUAGUUACUUAUCACUGCUAAAAAGAAAAAAAAAAUUAAAUAAAACAGAGCAUAGAAUUUUUCCAAAAUGAUAUCAAGGGCAGGAUAUGUUUUUAACUGUAUCUAAGGAGGGAUUUUUCUAAUUGUGCACUUAUAUAUUCUUUAUAAAAGUAUUUGGGGGAAAGUAUGAUUGUCCUAUUUUGAUGAUGCUAAAAUACCUGUGUGUAGGUUUUUAGAGACAAUGAAGUUUUUCAGAGCUGCCUCUGAGUUCUUUCCUCUGUUUCUCAGGUAAAAUUCGUAGCAGGGUCUCCACUGGUGGAUUUUAGUGCUGAGAUUUUUGCAGCUACCAACACACUUCCUACCUGGAGCACUGCCUAGCAGUGACCAAGUCUGAUUUUUGGGAAGCUCCUCCCAUUGCUCUCUGUGUCCAGGCACUGCAGCUGCUCAGGUGAGCAGUCACUGUUUGUCCUGCCACUGUCCCUUUGUCCCCAGGGCAGUGCCCAGCCUGGCUGGGCUCACUGCAGCUCCAGUGCUCACCUGGAUGGGAUGGAGGACUUGAAGUGGAAUUCCAGUGGAACUACUGCCUAAGUUGCUGAGCUCUGAUGUUUUUAAAGAAUCAGGAUGCUCUGCAGUAGCUGGCACUUGUUCUCAGUUUAUUAAUGCUUAUCACUGAUUGGUGAAAUUAUUAUGGAUGCUUUUAUUGCCUGGGUUUAUGGGAACUUGGGGUUUUUUAGUGUCUGUAAAGGCUGUUUGGAAGGUGAGGUGUCACGUGGUGUCUGUGCACAAACUGCUUGUUCUGGGGCACUUUGCUCCUGGGGCAGUGGAUCUUUGCACUACUGCUUGAGCCAAGCAUCUUUGUACAGUGGAUUCUUUUUGCUUCUCUGGUGAGAUCCUCUUAAAACUAGUUUGGGAUAAAUUCUCACAAUUACAAACUACAUUACUGUAAGAAAAGAUACAGCUCCUUUUCAAUCUAGUAUUGAAUUUUAAUUUUUUCUGUUUUUCAAAACUUGUCUUCAAAGAGUACAGGGGGUUUGCCCAUAGCUGUAAACAUAGGAAUACCACUGAAGCCUAGUGAAAUGCUUGCUGUCAACUAAAUACAAUCCCUAAACUUUGGGGGUUUUAGUAACACACUGAAGAGUUGGAUGGUACUUCAGGAAAAAAAAAAAAAAAAAAAAAAAAAAAGGAAAAAAAAGCAUGCAACAGGAUUUUGUCUCCUUGUUUAUCAGUAAGAGCUAGAAAGAAUUCUGUCCUGUUUCCUGCAAGGUCAACAUCAGCCUUGUAUUGAAACAUUGCAUCUUUAAAUGGAACUAUUAAAUUUCCAGUUCGAAAAAUGUGCUUAAUGUACAAAGCCAGUUUAAAGGAUUAGGUUCAUAAUGUCUGUAUAAAUCAAUAGUGUCUUAGAAUUCAGAUUUUGAAACUAGCAUUUGCUGGGAUUUACAAGCAUUGGUAUAAUCUUUAUAUGUGAAAACUCAAAAGCUCUCCACAGAAUCUUUAUAUGAUAGCAGUAAUUAUUAGUGCACAAGUUUUUCAUUUCCAUGGGUUCUAUUUUUUUGUUUUUGGAAAGCUCUGUGAAUGCUGGCUACAGAUUUUCAAGAACCAAAUCUUAGGAAAAAAAAAAAAGGCAAAUCCGAAAUAACAACAUCAUCUGAUGCUUCUAUUUUACUACUAUUUUUUUCAUAUUUGAAACAUUUAUAUAAUUUAAUGGACAUAUCUGUUAGAACAAAAGUGUCUUUCAAAGGAAAACUAGUUUAGAAGAUAAUUUAUGUAAAUAUAGGGUGCUCGUAUUUAUGAAGUCUAAAAUAUUUUCUGAAAUUGAUGCUGGUCACUUUGUCUUUUGAUAGUUUUUCAGUCUAUAUUAAAUUGCAGAUAUUUUUAAUGUUUUUAUUAUUGAUCUAAUUUUCAGAGGUGUCACAUGUUUAUCUAGAAGUGUAGAAGAGUAGCACCUUUUUCAGAAAUGCACUUGCCUUAUUUUCUAAUUUUAAAAAAAAUGAAAUAUAUCAGUUAAAUUAUAUUUGUAUUCAAAGUAAUCCCAGAAAGAAAAUCACUGGAGGGUUCAUACAUAAAUUUCUUGCUAAUUAUGUUUCACUCUCUGUCCUCUGAGACAUGAUGUUGACAAUAUACCAGCACAUCUGUUUGCAUUCACUUCUUACCAGUUACAAGUACUGAGAGAGGUUUUUUUUUUUAAUGAUGUUACACUGUUUACAUUUCUUAGUUUAUUUAAGAGGAAGAUAAUUUUACCUUUGCAAUGAAUCAAAGCUCCAAAUGUCAUGGGAAUGAGAAGUUUCAAUCAUGUACAAAUGUACAAAUCUGUGGCUGGACAGGUCAGAGAUGGAAAGGCCCUGGGCUCCUUUAGCUCCAGUUUUGGGCAGUGCUGAGCAAACAGGUUCUGUCCUGUCUGUUUGUCUGUUCAGCAGGGAUCCUUUCCCAGCAUCCACUGGUUUUGUGUUCAUCAAGUUAUUUGGCUAAAACCAAAACAGAAGCAGUGCCUCCAGGGGCUUCCCAGGAACAUUGGCAUUUGUUCUGGUUUUAGUCAAAAUGAGAGAUCUGAAACGAUCUGUUCUUGAGAACUGAGAUCCAAGAGUGUUCCCAUAGUUCCCUUCUGUAAUAUGCAAAUAAUCAUAUCUGUAUAUUUUUGCAUUUUUGUGUGUGGUAUAUGUACUACCUCAGACAAAUGCUGUAAAAAACCAUCAUAUUUUCAUGAUUUCUAUCCAAGCCACAAUCCAUUAGUGACCUACUUUGAAUUCAUCCCACAACACACCAAACUCUGAGAAUCUGGCUGAGUUUGAGGUUUGGCUCUGGAAAUCCUCCAAUAGCUUUUGUUAAGGAAACUUUGCAGCUUGUGCAUCCCUCAGGCAAGCCCUGCUUUGGUGGGUGCCUUUAGUCCCUGCUGCCCUGAGAAUGAUCUAGCUGGUCAAUAUUUCAAGCUGGUGAUGGUUCUGUGGGAGCAAACUUCCCUCUGUGUGUAAAUUGCUUUUUUUCCAUUCAGCAAAGGCUUGGCUGAGUUCUACUUUGCUGUUUGCCUUCCAAGUGCUGCAAGGUGGGGCAGGACGAGUGCUGGGCAGUGUCCAGCCCACCUCUGAUGUGCCAUACUGUAUUUGCAAGUUGAAACUCAUUUUUCAAGAAGUGUUUGUGAGAAACCUCUUCUUCUGUGUCUCCACACACGCCCACGCAUGCACACAAAAUGUAAAUAAAAUAAAAUUUUUUUUUUUUUUUUUUUUAAAUGAAGAAAUCAAAGCAGAUGCAGCCAAAUGCUUCAGGUGUCUCCAGGUCUCCUAGUGCUGCUUUUUGUGCCCCAGGGAGGGAGUUGUGUGAGCCUGUGCAUCCUGCAGUCCUGCAAGCACCCCCUGAUGUCACUGGGAGAGGGGAGAGGAGAAGGAUUUGUUCUUGGAGUGCUUUUAGCACUGUUUGAGGUGAUACAUAUGCCACAGAAUGUGAACAAUAACCUAUUACAGUUCAGUCAGUCUGCUAUCAUGCACCAUUUGAUUUCCCUUUUGGAAGUCAUAGGACUCCUGAUGCCAAAAAAAAAAAAAUUAAAAAAAAAUAAAAAUAAAAAAAAGGUGACAAAACUCAUGCAUUUCUAUUUUUUAAACAGCUCUGUGUUUGUAUGUAAUGUUUAAAAUAGGAAUUUGAUGAAAUCACAGCCUGGCCAUUGUUAAUCCAUGUAUUCUGAAAACUGUAAUAAAGAUAUACAGACCAUGA
Oenanthe melanoleuca is the source of this 8020-nucleotide messenger RNA. It is a transcript of the gene DIAPH2, whose product is annotated as diaphanous related formin 2. The transcript is spliced from 28 exons. The record is from RefSeq and is a predicted model, not a curated record. Lineage: Eukaryota; Metazoa; Chordata; Aves; Passeriformes; Muscicapidae. Gene Ontology annotation, biological process: actin cytoskeleton organization; actin filament polymerization. Gene Ontology annotation, cellular component: actin filament; cytoplasm. Bases 147 to 3734 code for a protein of 1195 amino acids. Gene Ontology annotation, molecular function: small GTPase binding; microtubule binding; actin binding.